AUGGGAUUGGGAGGAAAUAUUUUUGCGGUGGUUAUGUCUCUGGCAGGCUCAGCAAUGGCGGUACAAACCUGCAUCAAUAAUUUAGUACCUGAAGAAUUUCGGCGUUCCUUUGUUUCAUCUCUUAUUAACAAUAUUCAAAGCCUGUUAUGCCAAGAGCUUACCAUUGUGAUUGAAGAGAAAGAUAAAUACAACUUAAACGAUGUGCACCAAGCAGCAAUGGCCUAUCUCAGUUUCAAGGUAUCAUCUUCCAUGAACAAAAUCAAGGUGAAAAAACAUUUCGACGAUAAGAACUUGAUCGUAUCGUUAGGCGCGGGCGAGGACGUGAUCGAUGUGUUUGAAGGCAUAAAAUUUAGAUGGUGUUUGCACUAUCCGAGUAAACAACGUAGGAGCUUCGAAGAUAAUGGUACUAGUAAUGAUUCAAGCUACUUUGAACUCUCAUUCCACAAGAAACUCAAGGACAAGGCUUUAGAUGUUUAUAUUCCAUCAAUAUUGGAGUGGUGGCAGAAAUUCAAAAUGGAAGAUAAGAAGUUACAACUCUUCGCCAAUGAUUAUGAUGAGUGGAUUUCCAUCAAUCACAAUCACCCUUCCACAUUUGAGACAAUGGCCAUGGAACUUGAUCUCAAGCAAAUUGUGAUGGAGGAUUUGACUAAUUUUGUGAACCGUAAGGACUAUUAUAGGAAGAUCGGUAAAGCUUGGAAACGUGGUUAUUUGUUAUAUGGACCACCGGGUACCGGUAAAUCUAGUUUGAUCUGUGCCAUGGCCAACUUCCUCAAGUUUGACAUCUAUGGGCUAGAUCUUGCUGGAGUUAGAAACGCUGCAACUCUCAAGAGUUUAUUGAUUGAGACAUCAAACAAGUCUAUAAUUGUGAUUGAGGAUAUCGAUUGCUCUGUGCCGUUGCAGAACAGAAAUAGUGAGGAUAUAGAUGACAAUGAUACAAAGGUGACUCUUUCUUCAUUAUUGAAUCUUGUUGAUGGGCUUUGGUCAAGCUGCGGUGAGGAGAAGAUCAUAGUGUUCACAACCAAUUACAAAGAACGUCUUGACCCUGCAUUGCUUCGGCCGGGAAGGAUGGAUAUGCAUAUCUACAUGGGGUAUUGCAGCCCUUGCAUGUUUAGGAUCUUAACUUCCAACUACCAUGAUGUCAAUGACCAUCCUUUGUUUGAAAAAAUUGAAACAUUGAUCCAAGAUGUUGAAGUCACUCCAGCUACUGUGGCGGAAGAAUUAAUGAGGAGCAAUGAUUGUGAUAUUGCGCUUGGAAGACUCCUUAACUUUCUCAGAUGCAAGAAACAAGAAAAAUUAGAAGCGGGCGAAGUUGAUACAAGAUCGGAAAUCAUUGAUUGA
Molecule: messenger RNA, 1338 nt
Organism: Dioscorea cayenensis subsp. rotundata (Guinea yam)
Lineage: Eukaryota; Viridiplantae; Streptophyta; Magnoliopsida; Dioscoreales; Dioscoreaceae
Product: AAA-ATPase At3g50940-like
Exons: 2
Coding region: 1-1338 (445 amino acids)
Molecular function (GO): ATP hydrolysis activity; ATP binding
Source: RefSeq, a predicted model, not a curated record